AGACCGGUGGGCAAAGAGUCACGAUGCGUGUUUGUAUUGCUUUAUUGGGCUGCAUAGCUGCCGUUACAGCGGUUCCAGCAUUCCCGCAGAAGAUUGUGGGCGGCUCAUUAACUACUGUCGACCAGUACCCCACCAUCGUGUCUCUACUGUUCUCAUGGAGUGCCACCAGCUUCUUCCAAAAUUGCGGCGGUACCAUCCUCACCAACCGAGCUAUUCUGACUGCUGCUCAUUGUCCAUUCCGUGAUUCCCCCUUGAGCUGGCGUGUUCGUGCUGGAUCUUCCUAUGCCAACAGUGGUGGAACUGUCUACGCUUUAGAUUCCAUCAUUAUCAACCCCAACUACAACACAUGGUCUAUGGACUUUGAUGUGGCUAUUAUGCGCACUAGCCAGGUCAUCUCCUUCAACAGCGUAGUCAAAGCUGCUUCCAUCGCUGGUCCUAACUACAAUCUCGCUGAUAACCAGGCUGUUUGGGCUGCUGGCUGGGGUACUACUUCUUCAGGCGGCCCUGCAUCCGAACAGCUUCGUCAUGUCCAGGUCUGGACUGUGAACCAAAUCGCCUGCCGUGACCGAUAUGCUGCUGGUGGUGGUACCAUUACCGACAACAUGUUAUGUUCUGGCGUCCUCGACGUUGGUGGUCGCGACCAGUGCCAGGGUGACUCUGGUGGUCCUCUCUACCACAACGGCAUCGUUGUUGGUGUAUGUUCCUGGGGCUUCGGUUGUGCACAACCCCAGUACCCUGGUGUAAACGCUCGUGUCUCCCGCUUCAGUUCUUGGAUCCAGGCUAAUGCUUAAAUUAUUAUUAAAUCGAUUUUUAUA
Messenger RNA from Spodoptera litura, 815 nucleotides. RefSeq names its product trypsin, alkaline C-like. Gene Ontology annotation, molecular function: serine-type endopeptidase activity. The record is from RefSeq and is a predicted model, not a curated record. Lineage: Eukaryota; Metazoa; Arthropoda; Insecta; Lepidoptera; Noctuidae. Gene Ontology annotation, biological process: proteolysis.